Messenger RNA from Aspergillus pseudotamarii, 3318 nucleotides. RefSeq names its product ankyrin repeat domain-containing protein. The record is from RefSeq and is a predicted model, not a curated record. Lineage: Eukaryota; Fungi; Ascomycota; Eurotiomycetes; Eurotiales; Aspergillaceae. Gene Ontology annotation, molecular function: protein binding. The transcript has 6 exons. The coding region runs from base 1 to 3318 and encodes 1105 amino acids.
AUGUCUCAUGAAAACCCUACAAUUCAGGCCGCAUGUGCCUCGGGCUCGCUCGAAUCUCUCAAGAAUGCAAUCCCUACGGCAUCUACGGAAGAACUCAACUCGGCUCUUUGCGAUUCCUGUGCUUCUGGAAACGUUUCCUUCGCUGAGGCUCUACUUGAAUGCCCCAGGACGGAUGUCAAUGCCGUCAAGGAUGGCAGGACUACCUUGUUCAUUGCAGUGAGCCAUUGUUACUUGGAAGUGGUUCGGCUGCUCGUGGACCACGGGGCCGACGCACGUUUGAAGUCAUGGGAGGAGCCCCCCUCAUCUUCACAGUCUAAGAUAGAGCCUAUCUUCACACCCCUCCAUGGUUUCCUGAGACCGCGUCGGGAGAGACGACAAUCAGAUCCCUUGCCGAGCGAGGUCUUUCCCGAGCUGCUGCCCUUACUUCUGCGCGCAGGAUGCGAUCUGAACGCCCGGGACGCAACGGGAAGAACUGUCCUACAUGAAUCUGUUCAUGACAAUAUGCCAUAUACAAAGUUGCUCAUUGAAAGUGGAGCAGACGUAAAUGCUGUGGACGACUCUGGAUCUACCCCGUUACAUCUCCUGAGUUUACAUAAAUCAGGAGAUAUUUUCCAACUGUUUCUAAAUCGCGGGGCGAAGCUCGAUGUGAAAAGAGUGUCUGAUGGCCAGUCUCCGUUGCAAUGCUUUGCUGCUCAGGGCCAGUUAGGCGACCUUUCUCUGUUUCGACCUGACGUUUCCAGUUGGAAUGACACUGAUGCUAAAGGUAAUACACUGUUACAUCUUGCUGCGAGGGGUCAUCGACCCGGCAGUCGGACGAUAUCUGAGCUGCUUAAGCUCGGCCUGCCUGUCGAUUACGAGCGACAAGUUACUUUUUUAAUCAAGCGAGGAGCCAAUGUUAACACACAGAACUACAAAGGCAACGGAGUGUUACAUUAUAAACGCGGCAACGGCCGUCGAGGAAAUGAAGCGCUUGAAUUUUUGUUAUCCAUCGGAGCAGAUCCAAACAUGGCAAAUUAUGAGGGAGACACCGUUCUACAUCGUCUCGCAGCGGACUUUGCCUCAUUCUCGGACGAAAGCGACAUAUAUAUCAUCCAGAAGCUGUUGGAUGCGGGAGUGUCCCCAACCCAGGCUAACUUCAAGGGUCAAACACCACUGUAUCUCCUGUCGGAUCAUGAUGGCAUACGGCCAAUUCAUCUGGCGGCUAGCUGCUCCGAGACGUUGGUGGCCAGACUUAUCGAUCUCGGUGCAGAUACCACAGCGGUGACUGGUGACGGCAGGAAUCUGCUUCAUAUUGCAUCCACAGCACGCCAAGCCAAUAUUGUUGGGCUUCUACUUGAGCAUUAUACCUCGAUCAACCAGCUUUCACUCGUGAACAAACGAUGCAAGAAUGGCCGCACACCUUUACAUGAUGCAUGCCGAUCAGGGAGAUUGGAAACAGUAAGCCUUUUGCUUGAAUUUGGAGCCGAUGUCAACGCAGAAGUCGACGCAAAAUACCAUCGUGGAGAGACACCUCUGCUGGUCUGCUGUGAAUAUGCGAAGGAAGAACAGAGAUGGCCGGUCCAUUUAGAACUUCCUGAGCUCGAUGGUAAGGUCAGCGCUGCUGGAAUCUUGUCAAAGGACGAGAAAAGGCCCAACCUACCACAACUCAUCGAUAAGGUCUCACGAGAGGCCAUACGACGAUUGGAAGUGACCUCUGAGAAUGACACCACAAAUGUGACUGGGAUUCUUCGGGCUCUCGUCGCCCAUGGGGCUACACUCACUCAUUGGCCCUCUCGCAUGUCCCCUAUGGCGGAAGCUGUCUUUAGUGGAUCCGAGGAGCUGGUGUCAGAGCUUGGACGACUGAUGGAACAACAUGGCUUAGAGACCAUGCGGUUUCCGGAUUUUGGAUAUAUGUAUCUCACACUUACUUCUCGGCACCUCCCAGACAUUCUUGACGUUUGCUUCAGGGAGUCCGUUAGCGACCGUACGGUUGCUCGCCUCUUACUUCUCCGACAGUAUCAUGCCCUAGCUGAAGGGUUGGAAAAACAUGCAGACACAGCACAUGUACAGACCGCCCUCCCUGGGAUCCUUGUGAACCUCGCAAAAUGGGGCUACGCCGACCUCUUCAAACGCCUAGGAAACCUCAUGGCGGAUCCAGGUUGGAUUAACGGUGGAGUGAACACGUUGAAGAAGCAGCUCAUGCCGUAUCUUCUGAUAGCCGCAGAGCGAAAAGUCCCCAACCUGGAGGUCAUUAAGGUCAUAGUGGAACACUUCAAAGCAGAUAUCAACGUCCAGUUCCAACCAGGAAUAGAGAUUCGACCAAAACUCCCCUUCCAAUCAACAAUAUGGCUAAGACGGGCCUACCAACCCGGCGAAAGUGCUUUACAUUACCUUGCCAAAGGAGGUCAGUGGUGGCAUACGAAAGCAGUUCAAUACCUGCUCCAGCAUGGCGCUAACCCUAACCUCCAAAUGCACAAAUCCCUAUCCGAAUCACAUCAACGAAAGAAGAUUGUCAAAACUUUGCUCGAAGCUGGCGCUGACCCCAACAUGCCAAGCUAUAACGGCUGGUCCCCAUUGAGUCUGGCAACCCGGGUAUUGUUCACCACACUAGACAACUUAAACCUCGAUAUCCUAUCCCUCCUUCAGGAGAGCGGCAUCAACUGCAACACGACUACCGUACAAAAAGAAGGCAAUAACCUAACAAACUUCACCCUCCACGCUCUCCACUACCUAUCAAUGCCAAAAUUCAACGAGUCAAACACCCGAGACAGCGCCAUUAAGUUUAUCAAAUACCUAUUACAACAAGGCGCAGACCCCUUCCGCGCCUGUAGCGACGAAACCACAAUCCUUCACCACAUUUUCGAGCACGGCGGAACCAUCCAGCCCUUCCUCGAGAUUUCAGACCUGGACCUCGAGCGCCGCGAUGCCCAGGGCCGAACACUCCUACUUGCUGCAUCGCGUUGUGAAAUCGUUGGUACAGACUCCUUCGCAGUCACGUAUCCCCUCUAUGAGCCCAUUCCCAAGUAUAUCAGAAUCGUUGCUUACCCGGAGGGAGACAUCACACGAGCCAUGACGUUGUACAAGCGCGGGGCGGAUAUCACGGCCGUUGACCAUGCAGGAAAUAGCACGCUCCACCAUCUGGUAGCCGUGUAUUGUGACAGUGUAGCUGGGCAGAAACAAUAUCGACAGACGGUAGAAACCUUCGUCCGAAAAGCGCCCGAACUACUCCACCAAGCGAAUAAAGAAGGCAAAACGCCAGUGGAUAUCGCCCGGGGUGCUGAGCAGAAAUGGGCUCUGGAAGCGAUUCACAAUGCAGGUGUGGAGAUUGAAGACGCUUAA